Molecule: messenger RNA, 848 nt
Organism: Chroicocephalus ridibundus (black-headed gull)
Lineage: Eukaryota; Metazoa; Chordata; Aves; Charadriiformes; Laridae
Exons: 1
Biological process (GO): heterochromatin formation
Cellular component (GO): nucleosome; chromatin
Molecular function (GO): DNA binding; protein heterodimerization activity; structural constituent of chromatin
Source: RefSeq, a predicted model, not a curated record
CACAGAGGAAGUGCUUUCCUAUUGGUGCCCGCCAGGCGAGAGGAGCCCUCACACCCGCUGCCCGGGAGAUCCAAGGCCCGAGCAGGUGGGGACGCCCUGCCAGGACAAGGCUUGGCCCGGCGCAGGCACCCGAGCCCGGAGACAGGAACCAGCAGCCGGGGCCUGCGAGGAAAGCCAGGGCAGGCGGGCAAGGCAGGCAGGGCACGGGAAGGCGCGGCGUGGAGAGACCUGCGGGAGCAAGCUGCGAGCAGCAUGUUCGGGGCAGAGGAGGUCUGCACGGGGCCUGAGCAGGAGAGGGAGCUCCCAGCGACAUGUUCUGGGGGCCCCUCCGGAGGCAGCGAAGCAAAGGCCAGAAAGAGCCGCUCCUCCCGCUCCUCCCGGGCCGGGCUGCUCUUCCCCGUGAGCCGCGUCGACAGGCAGCUGCGCAGAGGCCUCUUUGCUGAGCGCUUUGGAGCCAGGGCCCCCGUCUACCUGGCUGCGGUGCUGCAGUGCGUGACGCACGAGGUCAUGGACGUGGCUGGCAUGAUUUGCAAGAAGAGCAAGCAGAAGCGCAUCUCUCCAUCGCACUUGCAGACGGCGCUGCAGAAGUGCGCUGGGCUCAAGCAGCUCCCGCGAGGAGCUGCAGUGCCCAGGCGCCGCCGCAGGGCUGCCCCCCAAAGCCCGCGCGUGGCCUCGCCCUCCAAGAAGAACACGACCAAGAGUAAGAAGAGAUGCCCCAGGCAAAGGGCUGCACCGGCCCGUGCCACUGCUGCUGUCAACUGAGAAGAAAGCAGAAGCUCUUGCCCCACACCGGCAAGGCAAGGGCUGCGACACGUGCAAGGCCAAAUCCAGCUCUACGGUCUACAGGC